AUGCGCUGGCGCUACGACGAAGAAGCAGCAGCCAUGGAGCUGCUGUCUCCUGCUGCUGCUGCUGCUGCUGCUGCUGCUGAAGCUGCUGCUGCUGCUGACGAGGAGGCCGGAAUUGAGGACGAGGAGGAGGAAGAAGAGGAAGCAGAAGAGGACCCGGAAGCAGCAGCAGCAGCAGCUGCUGCUGCUGCUGCUGCUCCUCCUCUUUGCAUGCGAAUUUUUGCUGCUGCUUCCGAAGAAAGUCCCCACGAUGUUGAGCUCGCCCCUUGUAACCCUGAAGACGAGGGCCAGCACCUAGUCUUCGUCCCUUAA
Molecule: messenger RNA, 309 nt
Organism: Eimeria tenella
Lineage: Eukaryota; Apicomplexa; Conoidasida; Eucoccidiorida; Eimeriidae
Exons: 1
Coding region: 1-309 (102 amino acids)
Source: RefSeq, a predicted model, not a curated record